AUGGGCCCAAAGCGCGUUCUCAUAACCUACGGCGUGGACGUUGAUGCUGUCGCGGGGUGGCUCGGCUCUUAUGGCGGCGAAGACUCCGUGAAUGACAUCAGUCGCGGGGUGUGGGCGGCCACAGUCGGCACGAGACGGCUGCUGAAGAUGUUCGACAAGUACCAAAUCAAGGCAACCUGGUUCAUUCCGGGCCAUAGUCUCGAGUCAUUCCCGCAAGACAUGGCAGCUGUUCGGGAUGCCGGCCACGAGAUCGGCUUGCAUGGAUACUCGCACGAGAACCCGGCCGACAUGACCAUUGAGCAGCAGCGCGACGUGCUCGACAAGACGUAUCGUCUACUGACUGGGUUCGCAGGGAAGCCACCUCGCGGUAGUGUCGCUCCAUGGUGGGAGACCAGCCGAGAGGGCGCCGAGCUUCUGCUUGACUACGGCAUAGAGUACGAUCACAGCAUGAGCUACGAAGAUUACUACACGAAAAAGGCCACCGACUGGAUGAAGCCGCUGAAAUACGGCACAGAGACGGGACUGGUGGAGAUUCCAUCCAAUUGGUAUCUGGAUGACCUUCCGCCCAUGAUGUUCAUCAAAAAGGCGCCCAAUAGCCACGGCUUUGUUAACCCGAGAGACAUCGAGGACAUAUGGCGCGACCACUUUGACUACUUUUACCGCGAGCACGACGAGUUCGUCUUGCCACUUACUAUCCACCCGGACGUCUCCGGACGCCCGCAUGUCCUUUUGAUGCAUGAACGACUGAUUGAGUACUUUUCAAAGCACGACGGUGUUCACUUCGUGACGAUGGGACAAGCAUGUGACGAAUUCAAGGCAAAGAAUCCCAAAAAGGCAGCAUCUCUAGGUGCUGCCGGAGCACUUGAUGCCGACAAUGUUGCCACACACAACAAAAUAGGCAUUGACUCGAGAUCUAGAGCUUGA
Molecule: messenger RNA, 924 nt
Organism: Trichoderma gamsii
Lineage: Eukaryota; Fungi; Ascomycota; Sordariomycetes; Hypocreales; Hypocreaceae
Product: polysaccharide deacetylase family protein
Exons: 5
Coding region: 1-924 (307 amino acids)
Biological process (GO): carbohydrate metabolic process
Molecular function (GO): hydrolase activity, acting on carbon-nitrogen (but not peptide) bonds
Source: RefSeq, a predicted model, not a curated record